This is a messenger RNA of Stylophora pistillata, 849 nucleotides long. RefSeq lists its product as uncharacterized. The record is from RefSeq and is a predicted model, not a curated record. Lineage: Eukaryota; Metazoa; Cnidaria; Anthozoa; Scleractinia; Pocilloporidae.
GCCUGCAGUAAUCAAGCCGCUGAUUAUGGCGGCCUUGGGAGACCAUUUUUCGUUAUCUUUAGAUUUUAGCUCAGAAAAGCUCGGUCCUGACUUUCUCUGGUAUAAUCCGCCACAGCACUAUAAACUACGUUGUAAUGGUGACACAGGUUUAAAAGUGUUUUCGAAAGAACAAACAGAUUUUUGGAAGAGAACUUAUUACAAUCCACAAAUCAUUAAGGAUGAUGGCCACUUACUUCAUCUUGUGGUGAAACAGAUGAACAGUGUUAUUGAAACAUCAUUUGAACUCAAAGCUCUAAACCAGUUUGAUCAGGCUGGUAUUAUGGUCCGAGUAGAUGGUGAUCACUGGAUAAAAACUGGUCUGGAGUAUGUGGAUGGACAAUGUUGCAUGAGCUGUGUUGUGACAAACAAGUGGAGUGAUUGGUCAACACAGUCAUGGAAUAGCAACAAACUAGCUCUUAGGGUUCACAAGAUAAAUGAUGAUUAUGUUAUUGAGAGUAAAUUACCAGAUGGAAGCCCUGAUGACUGGAAGUUUGUCCGUAUUGCUCACCUUGAGUCAGGUGGUAAUGCAGUAAAGAUUGGAUUGUACUGUUGCUCCCCCACAAAAGAAGGAAUGAGUGUUGUGUUUGAUCUACUAAGCAUUAAGCAUUCAGAUGGAACAUUUCAUCACAAGGCUUCAUAAUACAACUUUCUAAAUUAUUUUAUACUAAAAAUUAGGGUAUUUUAGAAUUUGUAUUCUUGAGGUAAUCUGUAUUUAUUCUGAUAAUUUGCAUUGUAUAUUAGAUAAUUUCCUGUCAAGGAUGAAUAAUCUACUUCAAUUGUUCCCUUCCCCUUAUCCCCUUCCCCCUGCCC